ACACACCCAUGUCACAGUCCUAAUCUCCUCUCCCUUCUCCCACUUCUUACUUCCCUCCUCUCACCUACUUCAUCAAACUUACCCAAUAUUGUAUAUAUCCAACAAUGAUGAAGCAGAGUCGCAUAUCCCAGUAUUUCCAAAAGGAGAGCCAAGACGCGUAUUAUGACUCGAGGACAGCGCAACUAGGUGGGGACGCCCUCGAUCCGCGUAUCGACCCUGGCGCACGAAGAGUGUCUAGCUCGUUAAGGGCUGGCCAGGCAUCACCCUACUCUGGCUCUGCCCGACUUCCGCGGUCCGUAGGCCAAUCCCCGGCUCUCUCGCCCCGCGACCCUGUUUCCCGCUCUUAUGCUCCUUCUCCCCGCCCAAACCCACGCUCCGAAGUCCGCGACCUCAGGUGCGCACUGGCAGAGGAUACGCUGAACAUCCUGCGUACUGGGGUCGUGCGCGUGCUUUUGCAGGACAAAGAGGGAGGCGGAGAACAGGAGUACAUGAUCCGUGCUGCUGUGGACGCUUCGGUGGGAGCGACCGAAUUUCUUGCAGAUGACGACCCGUUGCUGCAGAACUGGGAGGAGCUGUCGCUUGACGCUGACGAGCAGGAGGACACCGUCAGCGGGGAGGACGGCGACAGUUCCCUCGCGCUCCAACUGCGCCUCCCAACCAACUUUGGCAUCUUCAACCGCACGACGCUCUCCGCUGCUCGCGAACUGCGCAAGCAGCACCCGAGCCGCCUGAGCAGGAUCGGCGUGCUCAAUUUUGCCAGUGCGACCAAGCCUGGCGGGGGUUUCCUGAACGGCGCUGAGGCGCAGGAAGAGAGCCUUGCGCGCAGUUCGGCGUUAUACGAGAGCCUUAUGAGUCCCCAGGGACAGAAGUUCUACGAGCUCCACAAGAGCGUCCGCACGGAUGGAUUCUACACGCAUGCGAUGAUCUACUCCCCUGGCGUCGUCGUCUUCCGGGACGAUGACGGUGUCACCAUCGAGCCCUACACAGUGGACAUGGUCACUUCGCCCGCUGUGAACGCAGGGGUCGUACGCCAGAAACUCGAUUUGGAAGAAGUAGAACGGCUAAUUGAGCGGGAGAUGACCGAGCGCAUGGCCCGUAUCCUCUGGCUCUUCCGGGCCAAAGGCUGCCGACACCUCGUUCUGGGUAGCUUUGGCACCGGCGUGUUCCAGAACAACAUCAGCAUGGUGGCGAGCACGUGGGCGGAGCUCCUUGCACUCCCGCACUCCAAGUUCUUUGCCGUGUUCGAGAGAGUCGAGUUUGCAGUGUUGGGGAAUGCGACGUUUGACGAGUUUAGGGCGGCUUUUGAGGCCAAGUUGAUGGAUUUGCAGCCGAAGUAGCGGGUGGCUGAGGGCGUAUGGGUUGGGGCGCGACUUUGGACAGAGAGAAAGUAUCUCUUGAAAGGCGGUGUAUAAGAUGAAGACAAGAUUGUAUGUUGCACUUGUAUACCAUGCCCAUGUAUACAUGG
Messenger RNA from Dacryopinax primogenitus, 1465 nucleotides. RefSeq lists its product as uncharacterized. The coding region runs from base 105 to 1337 and encodes 410 amino acids. The record is from RefSeq and is a predicted model, not a curated record. The transcript has 2 exons. NCBI's taxonomy places the organism in Eukaryota, Fungi, Basidiomycota, Dacrymycetes, Dacrymycetales, Dacrymycetaceae.